AUGAAUGCAGAGGUUGCUAAGAGUAAGGUGGAAAAUGCCAUCGAGACAGCAAUCUAUGUGGGCUAUCGCCAUAUUGAUUCAUCUCAUGUCUACCUAAAUGAGGAGGAGAUUGGGAGGGCCAUCCAGAAGAAAGCUGGCGAUGGCACUGUGAAGAGAGAUGACAUAUUCUUCACUUUGAAGCUGUGGCUCACCUUUUUCCAUCCAGAAUUGGUCCAAACUGCCCUGGAAAUGUCACUAAGGAAACUCCAGCUGAGCUAUGUGGAUCUUUUUCUUAUUCAUUUCCCAACAGCUUUGAAGCCUGGGAAGGAGAUUUUUCCGAAGGACUCACAUGGAAAAACCAUUUUUGACACAGUGGAUCUGUGUAGCACGUGGGAGGGGAGUACAGCUUCUGUGCUGGAGAAGUGUAAAGGGGCAGGAUUGGCCAAGUCCAUUGGUGUGUCCAACUUUAACCACAGGCAGCUGGAGAUGAUCCUGAACAAGUCAGGGCUCAAGUACAAACGUGUGUGCAACCAGGCCCUGGUCUGGGGAAGACCCUCCACAGACGGCGGGUUUUGCAGAGAAAAGCAGGGCCCCAGGGAGGAGGCCCUGAGAGGCAGGAGCUGCCCAGAACCUUCAAGAGCCACCUGCACAGGGACUGGAAACUCAUGGGGACUGGGACUGCCGUUCCAGUGUGAAGGUGAGCAUUUCACUGUCAAAUCUGCUGGGGAAACUGGUGGGGGUCUCAUCGCCAAAGCCGAGUCGUGGUUGUGGAGGUUCUUCGUGCUGGUCUCCUAA
This is a messenger RNA of Artibeus jamaicensis (Jamaican fruit-eating bat), 774 nucleotides long. RefSeq names its product aldo-keto reductase family 1 member C23-like protein. The transcript is spliced from 7 exons. NCBI's taxonomy places the organism in Eukaryota, Metazoa, Chordata, Mammalia, Chiroptera, Phyllostomidae. The coding region runs from base 1 to 774 and encodes 257 amino acids. Gene Ontology annotation, biological process: progesterone metabolic process; daunorubicin metabolic process; prostaglandin metabolic process. The record is from RefSeq and is a predicted model, not a curated record. Gene Ontology annotation, molecular function: aldose reductase (NADPH) activity; ketosteroid monooxygenase activity; androsterone dehydrogenase [NAD(P)+] activity. Gene Ontology annotation, cellular component: cytosol.